This is a messenger RNA of Acanthosepion pharaonis, 1029 nucleotides long. The record is from the annotation of a GenBank genome assembly. NCBI's taxonomy places the organism in Eukaryota, Metazoa, Mollusca, Cephalopoda, Sepiida, Sepiidae.
AUGCAGACCCGUAUUGCUCUGGACCCUGACACAAUCUGUGAUGCCUGUACCUACAAAGGCAAGGAUGGGAAAAGACAACGACCUAUUUGGAAAGACAGUAAAACUGGAAAUCAGUACAGACCUUCUUACAACAUUUCUCCUGGUCAUCACACGCCUGUGAUGUUAUCAAGCAAGCACUGUGCAUCAGAACUUGAGCCACUCACUGAACGAGUUAUCCAGCCAAUGUACUGGGGCCUGGUACCCUCAUGGCAUAAGGGUGACCCCAAAAAAAUGGCCUAUGGCACAAACAAUUGCAAAUCUGAGACUAUGUUAGAAAAAAGGACUUUCAAAACUCCUCUGGAAAAAGGACGUCGUUGUGUUGUCUUAGCUGAUGGAUUUUAUGAAUGGAAAAAAGAAGGUGGAGUGAAGCAGCCCUAUUUUUUCACCUCCUCUCUGGAGAGCUCCAUUAAAUCUGAAAGUGAAGACAUAAAACCAGGAAAUGACCUCCUGAAAUUUGAUCCAAAGGAACAAGAAAGGAAAUCAAAGCAGGAAAUUAAAUCUGAACCAGGCCAAGAUGAAAUGACAGACAGAGAGGAGAAAGAAAGCAUUGAAGAAAAGAAGCCUCUUUUGAUGAUGGCUGGUGUUUUUGACAUCUGUUAUAAAUCUGACGGCUCAGAACCUUUGUACAGCUACAGUGUUCUUACGGUGCCUGCAUCGUCUAUCAUGACUAAUAUACAUCAUAGGAUGCCGGCAAUUCUAAGCAAUGAAGAAGAGGUCGAAAAAUGGUUGAAUUUUGAUGAAGUUGCUCUCAAAGAAGCUGUGGAUGUGAUCAAAUCUCAAGAAUGUCUGAAGUUCUCUCCUGUGUCAACAUUUGUUAAUAAUUCUCAAAACAACAGUCCAGAGUGCAUCAAACCAAUUGUUGAAAGUAAACCAAAGAAUCUUUUGACAAACUGGCUAUCUGGUUCCAAAAAGAAAACCAAGGAAGAACUAAAGGAAGAAGAUGAAGAGGAGGAGGAAAUCGUCUCCAAGAAAGUUAAAUUAGAAAAGUAA